Messenger RNA from Charadrius vociferus (killdeer), 1115 nucleotides. It is a transcript of the gene AUH, whose product is annotated as AU RNA binding protein/enoyl-CoA hydratase. The record is from RefSeq and is a predicted model, not a curated record. Gene Ontology annotation, biological process: fatty acid beta-oxidation. The annotation marks the transcript as partial. The transcript is spliced from 7 exons. Gene Ontology annotation, cellular component: mitochondrion. NCBI's taxonomy places the organism in Eukaryota, Metazoa, Chordata, Aves, Charadriiformes, Charadriidae. Gene Ontology annotation, molecular function: enoyl-CoA hydratase activity.
GUGCUGACCUUAAAGAAAGAGCAAAAAUGCACUCAAGUGAAGUUAGUUCGUUUGUCUCAAAAGCAAGAGCAACUAUUAAUGAAAUGGCUAAUCUGCCCGUACCUACUAUUGCUGCAAUAGAUGGAACUGCAUUAGGUGGUGGCCUAGAACUUGCAUUAGCCUGUGAUAUAAGAGUGGCAGCCUCUUCUGCUAAAAUGGGCCUAGUUGAAACAAAGUUGGCAAUCAUUCCAGGUGCAGGGGGCACACAGAGAUUACCUCGCACAAUUGGAGUGUCUUUGGCAAAAGAACUAAUCUUCUCGGCACGUAUUGUAGAUGGUGAGGAAGCAAAAUCAAUAGGAUUGAUUAGCCAUGUGGUAGAACAGAAUGAAGCAGGGGAUGCUGCAUACAGAAGAGCAUUAGCUCUGGCAAGAGAAUUUUUACCUCAGGGACCAGUAGCAAUGAGAGUUGCAAAACUGGCCAUCAAUCAGGGUAUGGAGGUCGACUUAGUAACAGGUUUAGCAAUUGAAGAAGCUUGUUACGCUCAGACUAUUCCAACAAAAGAUAGAAUUGAAGGUCUUCUUGCAUUUAAAGAGAAGAGAACUCCUCGCUACAAGGGAGAAUAAAAGAAGCUGAUGCCUUUAAAAUACAGGGGGAUAAAAAUACUGCUCUGAGGACCAUUAAGGUGCACUUUGCUUCCGCACCUGGAAUAUCACAACCACCAAAGUAAAAGCAAAUCAUACUGAUGUUACAACAUCUUCAAUGUGUCCAUACUUGUCCUGGGCCCAGAUAGAAAUGUGUGACAACUCAUGCUCAUGACAGUUUCUGAAGGUUGAUCUGUGUAUUGGCAAGGUCUCAGGUUCAUGCAGCAUUUUUAAAAUUUCACAUGUAUGGAACGUACCAUUCCACAAUUCAAAAAGCUCUGUAAAUUCUUUAUAUAGACAAAAACUAAAUGUGAUGUUACAUAUAAAUCUGCUGUAUCAUUUUAUCAAAAUAAAUGCGACUACUUAACACCAAAAAUAAGAAAUUGUACCAAAUAUGCAUUAAGAUGAUUCUGUAUAUCAGCAAAAAUUAUGUUUGAGUAUUCUACCUGAAUAUGUACAUUAUUAAUAAAGCUAAGGAAAAGGAAAAGGAUUAUU